CAUCAGUUGUCAACUUCGGACAGCAUCCCUCUUGACGGAACCGAGCACUCGUGACUGGCCAGACCACCCGAAAGACCAUCUGAAGCAUUUACUCCGUCUCUGUAGAGUCCCACCGCCAGCGCCGCUCUCGACUGCAGCGUUGCUAUUAAAUUGCGCGAAACCAAGGUUGCUCAUCGCCCACCAUGUCGUAUGGCCUUGGAGGCAAAGCGGAUAAUAACCUCAAGGGAGGUGAGGUCGCAGACACACCCAUCCUCUGUGAGACAUGUCUGGGCCCGAACCCAUAUGUGCGGAUGAGCAAGCAGAUGCACGGUAGUGAAUGUAAGAUCUGCACUCGGCCUUUCACUGUCUUCCGAUGGAACCCGGGGCAAGGCAUGCGCUUCAAGCGCACUGAAAUCUGCACAUCGUGCGCCAAGAUCAAGAACGUAUGCCAGACCUGCGUGCUUGAUCUGCAGUACGGCUUGCCAGUCCAGGUGCGCGAUGCUGCGCUGGGCGUCAAGAACAAGGCGCCUACGAGCGACAUCAAUCGCGAGUACUACAUGCAGAACAUCGAAGCAAAACUCGGCGAUGGAAGCGAUGGAAGCAGCAUGAUCGAAAGCUCUGCCGGUCCGAGCGCCCGUGCGGGCCAGGAGCUGCUGCGCAAGCUCGCGCGGACCGAUCCUAACUACAAGCGCAAUAGGCCGCAUCUGUGUUCUUUUUACGCAAAGGGAAAUUGCACGAGAGGAGACGAGUGCCCCUUUCGACACGAGCUGCCGAGAGACAAGGAGGAUCCGCUCAGCAGGCAGAACAUCAAAGAUCGGUUCCAUGGCCGGAAUGACCCGGUAGCGAAGAAGAUCAUGGGAAAGCAUCAGGCGGAACUUGGAUUGACGCCUCCGGAGGACCCUGAUGUGACAUCCCUCUUCCUGACAUCUCUUUCGCCCGCAACAUCGGAAGACGCGAUCCGAACCUACUUCGUCUCGACCACUCCAUCACUCAAACCAGAAAGCAUCAAGUCCAUCACCCUCGUCUCCACUUCCAACUGUGCCUUUGUCAACUUCCGAUCACGGAAAGAAGCAGAAGCGGCGGCAGAACGAUGCGCGGUAAAAGUGCAGCUUGGUGGGAAAGAGGUCCGCGUAACAUGGGGAAGAAGCAGACCGAAGCAAAAGGCAGGAAGAGCGGCGUCCUCGCCGAUGAACGCGGACAGUCCGGCAAUAGAAGGGAAAGAAGUAGGUGCGGCGUAGUGAUCGCUUUCGCGAUUGCUCGCUGCGACGAAUGUAUGAUACCAAGCCGCGACUGUUUACAUCAGCUGCCU
Messenger RNA from Tilletiaria anomala UBC 951, 1288 nucleotides. RefSeq lists its product as uncharacterized. The transcript is spliced from 3 exons. The record is from RefSeq and is a predicted model, not a curated record. Gene Ontology annotation, cellular component: U2-type catalytic step 1 spliceosome; Prp19 complex; U2-type catalytic step 2 spliceosome. Gene Ontology annotation, molecular function: pre-mRNA binding; metal ion binding; U6 snRNA binding. The coding region runs from base 183 to 1217 and encodes 344 amino acids. NCBI's taxonomy places the organism in Eukaryota, Fungi, Basidiomycota, Exobasidiomycetes, Georgefischeriales, Tilletiariaceae.